Messenger RNA from Nannospalax galili (Upper Galilee mountains blind mole rat), 1062 nucleotides. Its product is annotated as zinc finger protein 709-like. Lineage: Eukaryota; Metazoa; Chordata; Mammalia; Rodentia; Spalacidae. Gene Ontology annotation, molecular function: DNA-binding transcription repressor activity, RNA polymerase II-specific. The record is from RefSeq and is a predicted model, not a curated record. Gene Ontology annotation, biological process: negative regulation of transcription by RNA polymerase II.
AUGAAAGAAUUCACAGUGGCAAAAAACCCUAUGAAUGUAAACAAUGUGGUAAAACCUUUAGAUUUCUUAGUUCUUUACAUUUACGUGAAAAAAAUCAUACUAGAGAAAGCAGCUAUCAAUGUGAACAUUAGAAAAGCCUUUGGAUGUGACAGUCAUCUUCAAAGACAUGUAAGAACACAUACUGGAGAGAAACCCUAUGAAUCCUUUAGCUGUCACAAUGAUCUUUUGUUACAUGAAAAAAAUCAUACUGGAGAAAAUCCCUGUGAAUGUAAACAGUGUGGUAAAGCCUUUACACAUCAUAGUCCUCUUCAAAGAUAUGAAAAAAUUCAUACUGGAGAGAAACCCUACAUGUGUAAACAGUGUGGCAAAGUCUUUAGACAGUGCAUUCCUUACAGUUUACAUGAAAAAAGUCAUACUAGAGCAAAACCUUAUGUAUGUAAGCAGUGUAGUAAAGUCAUUAAAAGUAGCAGUCACCUUCAAAGACAUGAAAUAUCAUAUACUGGGGAGAAACCCUAUGCAUGUAAACAGUGUGGUAAAGCCUUCAGUUGUCACAGUGAAGCUCAAAGACAUGAAACUCUUCAUACUGUAAUAAAACCCUAUGAAUGUAAACAUUGUGGUAAAGCCUUUAGAAGUCACAGUUACCUUCAGUUACAUGAAAAAAUUCAUACUGGAGAAAAACCAUAUGAAUGUAAACAGUGUGAUAAGGCCUUCACAUUUUCUAGUUCCUUACAGUUACAUGAAAAAAGUCAUACUGGUGAGAAACCCUAUAUACAUAAACAAUGUAGUAAAGCCUUUAAAUGGCACAGUGAUCUUCAGUUACAUGAAAAAAUUCAUUCUGGAGAAAACCCUUAUGCAUGUAAACAAUGUGGUAAAGCCUUUAGACAGUGCAGUCACCUCAAAGACAUGAAAAAAACACAUACUGGAGAGAAACCUUAUGCAUGUAAACAGUGUGGUAAAGCCUUCAGAUGUCACAGUGAUGUUAAAAGACAUGAAAAAAUUCAUACUAAACAAAACCCUGUGAAUGUAAACUGUGGAAAAGCCUUUAGAACAUCACAUUCAUAG